AGAAUCUAUCGACAUCAUCUUGGCCAAUGGAGGUGACAAGGGAUUGGGGAAAAAUUAAGUUGAAAUCGUAAGAAUGUUGAUUGCCAACACUUCUUUCGUUUCAAUCAAAUUCCCGUCUUUUCUUCAAACAACUCUCAAAUCUCCACCAUUUCUUCCCCAAUUCAAGGUUUCUGCCUCCUCAACAUCACCCAUUUCCAUGGCAACUGCCGCCGCCCGCGAACCCACCUCACCAACUCCUCUCACAAUCCAAUCUUCCGUUCCCAACUCUUCUAUUACACUCUUGUUUGUUGAAAUGGGAGUUGGUUACGAUCAGCAUGGGCAAGAUGUUACGAAAGCAGCAAUGAAGGCUUGUAGGGACGCUAUCUCUUCCAAUUCAAUUCCUGCUUUCCGUAGAGGCUCCAUACCUGGUGUUUCAUUUGAUCAAAUGAAACUACAGAUAAAACUUGGAGUUCCUCGACCCCUUCAACCUACCUUGGAUAUUGAGAAAGUGAAGUCCGUUUUCCCUUAUGGGAAAAUUGAGAACGUUGAAGUAGUGGAUGGUGGACUGAUAUGCUCGAGCGGUGUUCAUGUGGAAGAAAUGGGAGACACAGAUGAUAAUUGUUACAUAGUCAAUGCAGCUGUAUAUGUUGGAUACUGAGUUGCGGUUUUUAUCCAGAGUCUGCUUCAGGUCAGCAUUUUCUUCACUGACAGAUAAAAUAGUUGGUUGGUACAUCAGUAUCUGGACCAUACUAUAUGGUUAAUUUUAACUCUUCAGGAAGCUUCCUUUUCAUGGGAAUAUCUAAAUAUAUGAUUGGCUUGCUAAUCCCAUACACGAUCCUCGUUUAUUCUGGCUUAGGAUAUCUAUGUAAAAGUAAAUCUGAUUUUCUGUUUUAUGACCAUAAAUUAUGUUGAUAAAAGGUAUCCAUCCUUAAUUCUA
Cynara cardunculus var. scolymus (artichoke) is the source of this 916-nucleotide messenger RNA. RefSeq lists its product as uncharacterized. The transcript has 4 exons. Bases 74 to 637 code for a protein of 187 amino acids. NCBI's taxonomy places the organism in Eukaryota, Viridiplantae, Streptophyta, Magnoliopsida, Asterales, Asteraceae. The record is from RefSeq and is a predicted model, not a curated record.